AACCGAAGCUUACCGUAGUAGCCUAGAUAGUAGCCCCGCCUUCAGCAGCAGCAGCAGCGGCGGCAGUUGCAGCGGCAGCAUGUCCGCUGCGUCACUCCGAUCCGGCCAAUGAGCGGCGACAGAGGAAGAGGGCUUGUUUUUGAAAAUAUUGGCGCUUGUCGUGCUAACUGGCUAACAGAGCUUUGGCUGGUGACUUUAUUAUUUAUUUAUUUUUUUAAAAGACACGAACCAACUGUGUGUCAUCUGAAACAUUACCGUGGCACUGAGAUGAACGACAGCUUUUAGUGACAAAAGCAACACAGAAGUCACUUCAGACUGUCCACAAUGGCAAGCAAUGUGUGCAGCCACGUAAAGGUGGUUGUUCGGGUGAGACCAACCAGCGACAGCGAGAAGCGUGAAAACUGUCGAAAUGUGGUCCAGGUCGUUGAUAACAACAUGCUCAUAUUUGACCCGAAGGAAGAGGACAUGUCAUGUUUUGGGUCGCAAAAAGUACGAAACCGAAACAUCAACAAGAGGGCAAACAAAGACCUGAAGUUUGUUUUUGACCACGUGUUCAACGAGAACUCGACGCAAGUUGACAUUUUUGAGAACACCACUAAAGGAGUCUUGGACGGUGUGAUGAAUGGAUUUAACUGCACAGUAUUUGCAUACGGUGCUACUGGAGCAGGCAAGACGCAUACGAUGUUAGGCUCACAAAAUGACCCUGGGGUCAUGUAUCGCACCAUGACAGAGCUGUUCAAACGCAUGGAUGACGCCAAGGAGGAGAAAGAGUUUGCUGUUGCAUUCUCAUAUCUUGAGGUUUACAAUGAACAGAUCAGAGACUUGUUGGCUAAUGCAGGCCCUCUCGCAGUCAGAGAGGACAGCUCUAAAGGAGUGGUCGUUCAGGGCCUCACACUGCAUCAGCCGAAGUCUGCAGAACACAUUCUUGAGGCUCUGGAUUCUGGCAAUCGCAACAGGACACAGCACCCCACUGAUAUGAAUGCCACCUCUUCCCGGUCCCAUGCUGUAUUUCAGAUAUAUUUGAGACAGCAGGACAAAACUGCCAGCCUCAACCCUAAUGUCUGCAUUGCCAAAAUGAGCCUGAUUGAUCUUGCAGGCUCUGAGAGAGCCAGCACCACCAACGCCAAAGGGGCACGAUUGCGGGAAGGCGCUAACAUCAAUCGCUCACUUCUUGCCCUAGGAAAUGUUAUCAAUGCUCUUGCUGACCCAAAGAGUAAGAAAACUCACAUACCAUACAGGGACAGCAAACUGACUCGGCUACUUAAAGACUCCCUGGGAGGCAACUGCAGGACGGUUAUGAUUGCCAAUGUUAGCCCCUCAUCCAAGUCAUAUGAUGACACCCACAACACACUUAAGUAUGCCAACAGGGCCAAGGAGAUUAAGUCCUCGCUGAAGAGUAAUGUUGUAAGCCUGGACAGCCACAUUGGCCAAUAUGCAGUGAUAUGUGAGAGGCAACGUCAAGAGAUUCUCCAGUUAAAGCAGAAACUAAAAGCAUACGAGGAGAAGAACAUGGUGCCGGGGGCUUCAAAUAUGAUCUCCUCCCAGAAACAAGCAGAGUUCAAAAGGGUGUCAGAAGCUCUGCAGCGAAUCUUCUCGGGCAGGGGCCAAAUCAGGAGAGAACAGCUGGAUCUGGAGAGACAACUGAAGGAGAAUGAGCUGCGCCAGCGCUACAGCGAGGAGGACAACCUGCAGGUCCAAUACUUCUGUGCCAAAGAAAAGACUGAGAAGGCCACUUGUAAGCAUGAGCGGAGGAUUGCCAGCUUACGCACUCAGCAGCAACACAUUUGCAAACGUCUGAAGGAGGCAGAAUCACGAUUCCUGGACAACGAUAGCUUGCUUCAUCGCGUCGAGAAUGAGAUUAAGCUGCUCAAGUCAAACGAUCAGUCCUCAGAGGUGUUAGAAAAGGGCCUACAUUGCCACAGACUGGAGCUGCAGGUAAAUGAUCUUCAACAACACAUCAAGCAGAUGGUCAAGCUCACUGCUCUGCAGGAUCAGGAAAACAAGCGCAUGCAGAAAAUGGUAAACAUCUUAUUGCCAGCUUAUAGUCGGAAGUACUAUGCGUUGCGUAAAGCCGGACUGGUCACGGCGGCAGAUGAGGCGGAGAACUCUGAACUAGAGCACCUUGUAUUGAGGGAGAGGGGCGUGGUCUGGGCAGACCAAGAAGGGGUGGGGCAGCAGCAGAAAGGUGAUGGGAGUGGAGAGGAAACACAGGAGAUGAACGAGGCGGGAAACGCUGGGCUUCGCGGCGAAUUGGCACCUGUCUUGUCUUUCUCACAUCUGCUAUAUCACCAGAGUAGCCCAUGCAGUGCAGAGGGGCGCACAAAAAGAACAUCAUUGUGCAACACUGCUCCAUCACCAAAAGGUAGAGAAAAUCAGAUGAAUACCAAACCAGAACCACCUCCCAGAAUGCCCAUCAGGAGAAAUCUCUCUGCAUCACUGCCACCGCAAAGCCCCCAGACCAUCGCUAAGGCCCGAGUGCUUGAGGAGGGCAUGUAUCCCCUCCAGUACACACCAGAACCUGCUCAAAAACCUGCGCCAUUCCUGCUAAUGGGCUCCUCCAGCAACAUGGAUCCCAACAUGACCUUCGAGAUUCUGGACAAUGAUGAUCAAACUGCAAAUAACGCAACCAUCAUAAUAAGCGGCGAGGAAUCAAAGUCCACAGACAUCUCAGGUCCUAGCCAUGUACUUCGUCCUCCCAGGCCCAAUGAGGGAAACUCGGUUCCUACCAAAAGACAACAGAUCCCGUCUUUACAAGAUGUGAGACGAGCCAACCCGACCUACAUGGACAUGACGUCUGCUGCACAAGGAAAGCGUAAAUUUAACCGGAGCAUCCGAGAAGAGUUAACACAGGAUCUCUCUGCACCGAAGCGUAUCAAGAAAGACCCCUCAGUGUCCCGGAAACCACUCCGAGUGCAUCGUUUUGCUGGUUCUGAAGAGAACAGGCCUCGAAGAGUUGUGAGGAGCAUUUCUGAAGGAAAUCUCGACCUGCUCGAACCUCAGAAAUCCAAGUCAAUCUUCUACAAAACGUCCCAACAGAUUAAACGAGUGACCAAACGGCGGUAAAGCAACCUUGCUUUUAUGAACAUUUUCACUUCCCACCCUUCUCCGUCCAUAUUCAUCUUUUCAAAAUAUUUACUUACAACCUAAUUAAAAAAAAAAAGUAGAUUGUUGAGUUUUCUCUACAAACACAAAUGCUAAUGUAAUAAGAUGGAAUGUAAUUAUAAGUUGCAUUGUAUUGUUCUGUUCUUCAAUUUAGCCUUCCGUUGCAGUGAAAUUUUACUUGACUGUAAAUAAACGUUGUAUAGUAUGUUUAGUUAUUCUUUUGUCUGUUAGUCAUUUUUAAAUUCGUGUACACACUAACAGCACAAAAUAAAAUAUGUCCUGUGGAUGUUCUGCGUUAUACGUACAUUAUGUACUUUUAACUACUCUUUUAAACAAUGUUCGGUGUUGUAAGUGACGUUUCCCAGGGCAGCUAAUAUCAGAGGUUUAUACGUGAUCUCAUAGGGAGGUGUGGGGAAAAAAAAAAUUUGACUCCUCUUCACUGAGCUGUUUGUGUUUUUAUUUUUAUCCCUUUUUUUCUCUUGUACAGUUAAUAGCAAUGGGGUUAUAGAUAUUUCACAAUAAACUGCUUGUAGAAUGUUUUUCGAUCAAUAAAUCCUUCAAAAAGAA
Messenger RNA from Larimichthys crocea (large yellow croaker), 3669 nucleotides. It is a transcript of the gene kif18a, whose product is annotated as kinesin family member 18A. NCBI's taxonomy places the organism in Eukaryota, Metazoa, Chordata, Actinopteri, Sciaenidae. Gene Ontology annotation, biological process: microtubule-based movement. The coding region runs from base 325 to 3063 and encodes 912 amino acids. The transcript has 18 exons. The record is from RefSeq and is a predicted model, not a curated record. Gene Ontology annotation, molecular function: microtubule motor activity; microtubule binding; ATP binding.